Molecule: messenger RNA, 5055 nt
Organism: Aegilops tauschii subsp. strangulata
Lineage: Eukaryota; Viridiplantae; Streptophyta; Magnoliopsida; Poales; Poaceae
Molecular function (GO): protein binding
Source: RefSeq, a predicted model, not a curated record
GUUAGUUACCCGCUAAGUUCACGCCGGCACCGAUACGAUGCUCGUCGGCGGGAACCUGCCCGCGGCAGAUCGCAGAAACUAGAGCGAGCGUGCGACGGCGUCGUGUACCCUCUCGACCGUGCACCUCCUUUCGCGCCCGCCAUGAUGGCGACGGCAGCGCAGCCCGAGCAGCCGGACCUGGGCGGACUGGUGGACGCGCUCUGCGCGUCCGGCCGCUCCGCCGAGGCGCACCACCGCGUCGCGCUCCUCCUCUCCUCCGCAUCCGCGUCGCGCCGCCUCGACGCGCCCACCGCCAACGGCCUCCUCGCCCGCCUCCUCCGCGCGCGCACGCCCCUCCUCACGCUCCGCCUCGUCCAGGCCGCCCCGUUCGUGCCCUCCCUCCGCAACUACAACCGCCUCCUCGCCCUUCUCUCCUCCGCCGCCGCUCCCUGGCUCCUCCUCGCCCACCGCCUCCUCCUCCGCAUGCGCGUGCCUCCGAGCGCCGUCUCCUACGCCGCGCUGCUGGACGGCUACGCGUGCGCCGCGGACCCUCGCGCCGCCCAGAAGCUGCUCGACGAAAUGCCCCGCUGGGGGCUGGCUCCCAGCUCCCUCGCGCGCACCUUCCUCGUCAAGGCCUUCCUCCGCAGCCGCGACGUCGGCGCGGCCAUGGACCUCGUCGACAACCAGCUCUGGCCCAGCAUGGAGCGCUGCCACGACGAGGACCAGGGGCUCAAGAACGCGGCGUUUGCCAACCUUGUGCAGUGCCUGUGCGGCGAGGGCUUCUUCCACAUUGUCUUCCGCGUCGCCGAGGAGAUGCCGCAGCGGCGCUGCUUCGUCCCAGACGAGUUUGCCUAUGCCCAGAUGAUUGACUCUCUCUGCCGGGCUGGACAGCACCAUGGCGCCUCCAGAAUAGUGUACAUCAUGGGGAAGAGGGGCCUGUGCCCAAGCACCCUGUCCUACAACUGCAUUGUUCACGGGCUAUGCACCAGCCAGAAGCCCGGGGGACGCCUGAGGGCGUACCAGCUGGUGAUGGAAGGUGUGCGCUCCGGGUACCGACCGAGAGAGGUAACAUACAAGGUACUCGUCGAAGAGCUCUGCCGGGAGAAAGAGGUUGCUAAGGCCAAGGAUGUCCUGGAGCUGAUGCUGCAGCCCCAAUGUGGGCAUGACAAACCUGACGAGGAGACCAGGACUAGGCUAUACAAUAUGUUCCUUGGGGCACUGCGUGCUGUGGACAACCCAAGCGAGCAGCUCGGUGUGCUUGUGUCCAUGUUGCAGGGGGACUGCAAACCGGAUGUGAUCACUAUGAACACUGUCAUUCAUGGCUUCUGCAAAGUUGGGCGUACCCAGGAGGCUAGAAAGAUUUUGGACGACAUGAUUAAUGGGAAAUUCUGUGCUCCUGAUGUUGUCACCUUCACCACACUCAUCUCUGGAUACCUGGAUGUAGGUGAGCAUGCAGAAGCCCUCCAUGUGCUGCACACUUUGAUGCCCAGGCGCCGGUGCUCCCCUAAUGUUGUCACUUACAAUUCGGUCCUCAAGGGAUUGUUCUGCCUUGGGCUAGUUGACAGAGCAAUGCAGGUCCUCGACGAAAUGAAAUCAAGUAGCAUCACUGCCGACUCUGUGAGUCACACUGUGGUGAUCAAAGGGUUGUGCGACGCGGGGCAGCUUGAGAAGGCAAAGGCAUUCUGGGAUAAUGUGGUCUGGCCAUCAGGGAUACAUGAUGGUUAUGUGUACAGUGCAAUCUUGAGAGGCCUCUGCAAACUGGGGAAACUGGAGCAGGCAUGCGAUUUCCUGUAUGAGUUGGCAGACUCUGGGGUUUGUCCCAGUGUUGUCUGCUACAACAUACUCAUUGACACUGCCUGCAAGCAGGGAUUGAAGAAGUUGGCCUAUCAAUUGGUGAAGGAGAUGAGAAGGAAUGGCCUUUCACCGGAUGCUGUGACUUGGAGGAUUCUUGAGAAAUUGCACCUUUAUGGCAAUGAAGAUCAAGAGGAGGAGCAUCAGGUCCCCAGUUUUCAUGCCGAUCAAAGUUCUGCAGAUGACAGAGUAGAGCCUAUCGUCUCGACAAAAAAUGAGAUGCCUUCGUUAUCAUCGUCAUCAUCGUCAGAAUAUUUGGAUGAAGUGUACAAGAAUAACAACGAAGCUAAGGUUGAAGAAGCUGGAAGGUCACCAGAAAUGACUGAGAACCCAUCAGAUCUUACUGAUCCAGCAAAAGAGCAGAACUAUCUGAUAGACAAUUCAGUGGUUGGACCAUCAAUGGACAAGGAUCAUACAAUCAGUGAGGAUGGCUUCAACAAGCAGGAUGAGCAACCUCUAAGAGAACCACUUUCUGGAGUAGCCAGAAGGGUUUUUGGCUUGCUCUAGAACAAGAACAAGUGUUGCUGUUCAGAAGGGGCACAUACUUUUAAAAAAAAAAAGGGCACAUAUUAGAACAUUGUGCAAUGAAGGCUAAUUUUUUAUUGUUAUUUUGGACCUGUCAAAGAAGGCCGAGUUAGUGACAAAGACAAAGCUGGUAACCUGUCCACCUAUUGGAGAAUAAGGCUUGAGCUUAACUGACACGACUGAUUUUUGGCUGCACUUGACAUAAGCUUGUCGAUAACAAAUCUGGCAUGUUUUAUUAGUGCAUCUCUACUCAGUACUCACCCAACAACUGAAAUCCAUACUUUUGCAGAAACCGAUGGAGAGUAAAGAACACUGCAUGUAGUGUCUUCAGGUCGCUCCAGUUCUGCAAUUGCUCGCCACUGUCAGGUCUUGUUGUAUUUGUGAUGCAUAUGAAGAUACUUGGGAGCAUGCUCUACUUUAUUCUACAAUGUCUAAGUGCACCUGAGCUCUUUUGGAUGAAGAUCUCAUGGAAAUGCUUGCAAGCCUGUGAAUGACUGAUCCAAGACAUUGGGGUUUCCUUAUAUGUAACAGCAUGUCACAGGGUGAGACGGCCAAGGUACUUAUCAUUUCAUGGGUGGUAUUGUUGGUGCGUCGCAAUGCUGCUAGCCUGGAGUUCAUCUAUGAAGAACGGUUCGCUUCUGGUGAUGGCGGAGCUCUAAACACAGGAUUAGGGGAUGGAUCUUGCUGGGUCCAGGGGAGGUGAUACUGAACGCUGACACUGCUCUUCUCUGAGGCGAUUACAUGGCAGCGGACAGCUGUCUGCCGCGACCAAAAGAGCCUGAUAUAAUGGAAACUAUGGAGACGAACAGGUGCUCUUACAUGAUGGUGAUCCAAGACAUGAAGAACCGUGCACAGGUUGGACACGGUAGGUAGGGAUACAGAGGUAGCAGCUCACAGCUUAGCAUUGCUCGCUUGUACUCUGGGUGUUGAUCGCCAUAUAUGGAAGGUAAUAAGCUGCGCUUUAAUGCUGGAUGAAGUAACUUUUUAGUAAGUAUUAGAAAUGGAAAAUAUAUAUAGGCACCGAAUUGCUCCAUGCUGAUGGAGGGUUUAGCUGCCGCUACCCGUCAUCCAGCAUCAGUCGGAAAUGAGGAUGCAGAUCUGGGGGUCAGGUCGCAUGAGCAAGCGAAACCAUCGUAACCUUGCUGGUUCCUUGCGAUAUUGUGGCGGAGAUCAUCCUUUGCGUAAACGCGGCCACGACGAGGAAUGGCGAGAUUGACCGAACCUGCCGACGGUGCUCCUUGACGAUAUCGCUGGUCGGCUUCUCCUCUACGACGUGGCCGAGUACAUCCGCCUCCGUGCUGCGUGCAAGGAGUGGAGGAACUGCACCGAUGAUCCACGCGCGGGAGGCGGCCUGGACUGCCGCUUCCGCCCCCGACGCUGGAUCAUGCUGUCCAACCGCACCGAGGGCGACGGCCGUCGCUUUCUCAACGACUCCACCGGUGCCAGCGCAUGUGUCGAUCUCCCGGAGCUCUCCCGCCACCACCUUGAGACCAGCACCGAGGGCCUUCUGCUCCUGCGCGGCAAGGCGAGCCACGCUGUGCGCCUCUUCAACCUGCUCACCAGGGCCUUCACCAACCUCCCGCCCAUCACCCCGGACCUCGGCAGAGCGUACAUUGUCUGGACGGGGCUGUUGGAGUCCUCGGAGCGCCUCAUCUACACUGGCAUCUCUGAAGAGACCUCCCCAGCGUCGGUUGUGCUCCUGAUGAUUGACCGUGGGCGUGCCAUAGUCUACGCCAAGCCUGGCGACCAGCGGUGGGCUGUGAUUGAGCAUGACGAGAUCGGGAGACCCAAUCGCUACGCAUCAUAUCGGCUAUCGUCGGCGUCAACCCUACAGGGGCGCUUCUACUUUGCGACUCUUGAGGGGAAUAUAAUGCAUGUGAGGCUCUGCCCUGAGCCUCAGUUGGUGCCGAUAGUCGUGAACCAGCCCAAAACCAGGGGAGAAGUGUCCUCCUACCUUGUCCCUCCCGACGACCACCGCUGCGGCGGCAUGCUCAUGGUGCGCUACUACCUCGACCUUGAUCACCUCAGCGCUGACGAGCGGAGAAUCAUGGCGCGCAGGAGGAAGCGCAUGGAUGCAAUCAGGGUGGAGAACAGGUUGAAGGAGUGCCGGUGGAACCUGAUCCAGGUGUUCGAGGUGAAUGUGGCCGGAAAGAGGCUCGUCCCGGUGGAGGACAUUGGCCGCCACCGUGCGGUGUUUGUCGGGGAGGCGGCAUGCUUCUCCCUCUCUGCCAGGACGUUUCCGUGCGUGGCUGGGAAUGCGGUGCACCUGGGGGCGACCGGUGCCCGCUACCCUCCCGUCGGCGUGCGGUAUCUGGCGGACAAGAGUGCGGAUCCACCGUUUGAGUUCACCACUGACGGGCCAGCUUCUCCAGAUGAACCACUGAAAUGGUACCACCGACAUAACAGGCCAGAGCUGAAUCUUUUUCUUGACACUGGACCAGAGCUGAAUCUAGUGCCUCUUGCUCGCCCCUGUACCCUGCAAGAGUACCUCGUCUGGCUGAAUCUAGUGCCUCUUGCUCGCCCCUGUACCCUGCAAGAGUACCUCGUCUGUUGCGCAGGCCUCCCUGGCGGCCUCAAGGACUAAUCAAAUCCUCAGCAAGUUCGGUAUGUCGUCUGUCCGUUCUUGGAUUGUGUGUUCUUGAGAAGUUUAUUUAAACAUCAAUUAUGUUCAAUGCUAUAGCUCCUCGGUUCAUUUCUCCC